CUUUUGUCCUGAUUGGUCAAUUAAAUACUACUCUAUCCUACGAGUAGGAUUUUUGAACGCAUCUCUAUACAUCAGACGUAAUAUGUGUGUGACACAUAACCAUAUGAUUCUUCAGACCGCGCGUUUUUCUUCAAGGUAUGGAAAACAAUGAAAAAAACACGAGUUGAAGAUUUCGUAAAGAGAUGGAGGGCGAUGAUUCGCGUAAAUAUAACCGAAAAAUUGUCUCCUUCAAAGAUUUUGACAGAUUUAAAUUGGAAGAGAAAAAAUACGACGAUACUUCUCUCAACAUAUAUACAGCGAGACUGAACGAUUUGAGAGAAGAUACACUACAUAAAGCGAAAUUAAAAUGGACGAACUAUUCAUAUACAGAGGUCUCAUGCUUAGUCUUGGAAAAUCCAGAAAAAUCUUAUAUUCUGAUAGGAAUACUAUAUAAGGAUCAGAAGCUGAAACCUUCUUUACUGCGUGAACUCAGCAAAGAGCUGCAAUUGGAAGUUCAAUCGAAUAAAAAUUAUGCAUCAGCUGAUGACAAAUUAUUUCUGGAGGAUGAAACAUUACGUAUAAGAUUAGUGGGAAAUCAUAUAAACAUUCAAGAAGUAGUUACAGGACUCGUCUGUGCCAUACUAGGACAUGAAUUAGAAAAUGGAACAUUCUGGGUGGAGGACUGGUGUUUUCCAGGAUAUUGCCCGAAGCCUUGUAUAUCAAGUGGCUCAUUGGUGGAAAAUGCAAAAAUUCUGCUAAUUUCUGGAUUAGAUCUUGUUAAUAACACAGAUCAGCUUAGCCUAGAUUUACUUUCGGAAUGGAUAACUGGAAUGGCAGGCUGCAUUAACGUGCAAGAGGAAGAAGCGAUAAUUGCUAGAGUCAUCAUUGCUGGAAACACCAUUCGUGGUUCUACAAAGAUAUAUUAUCACAAAGGUUACCAGGAAACAAAAUCAUAUGAUCAACUCAAAAUCAAAGAAGACCUAAUAGCGAUGCAUAAACUUGACAGUUUUCUCAGUAAUAUCCUCCAUUGUUGUUGUGUCAUGCUGAUGCCCGGAGAAUUUGAUCCUGCCUGCAAUUAUAGUAUGCCUCAGCAACCUUUCCAUCCAUGUACUCUGCAAAAGUCGGCCAGGUUUAAGAGCAUGUAUGGUGCGACUAAUCCGUGGAUCGGAAAUAUCGGAGGUCGUGUCAUAGCCGGUUCUUGUGGCGGACCGAUCGUGGAUAUCAUGAAAAUCGCUGGAUUAUCCCAACUGUCUCCAUUAGAGUGGAUGGAACGAACCUUGAUCUGGCGACAUUAUGCUCCAACUGGUCCAGACACGCUUCCAAUUCAUCCAUUCUUCAAAAAUGAUCCGUUCGUUAUGAAGGAAUGCCCGGAUAUAUAUUUUGCCGGAAACAUGGAUAAAUACGAUACGAAAUUAAUUACAGCUGAUGAGGGGCAAAUGAUAAGAUUGAUAUGCGUUCCAAAGUUCUCGGAAUCAAAGACAGCGGUGCUAGUCAAUUUACAAGACCUGACGACACAGCCUAUAUCAUUUGGUGAUGGCUGAUAGAAUUUGUAUUAUAUUAUUUAAAAGGUAAAAUAAUCGUUUAUCGUAUCAGGGAAAUUAUGAUAACAAAGUAUCCAAAAAAUAAAAUGUACAUAAUUUUCAUAUAAAAAA
Messenger RNA from Formica exsecta, 1631 nucleotides. Its product is annotated as DNA polymerase delta subunit 2-like. Gene Ontology annotation, cellular component: delta DNA polymerase complex. NCBI's taxonomy places the organism in Eukaryota, Metazoa, Arthropoda, Insecta, Hymenoptera, Formicidae. The record is from RefSeq and is a predicted model, not a curated record. The transcript has 7 exons. Bases 183 to 1520 code for a protein of 445 amino acids. Gene Ontology annotation, biological process: DNA replication; DNA strand elongation involved in DNA replication. Gene Ontology annotation, molecular function: DNA binding.